GUCACAUUGAGGCCGGGGUAGCUCGGCCGAGGUCGGGGGUGGACGGAAUCCAGCUCCGUGGCGGCACCGUUCGUGGGAUGCUGCUCGGGUUUCCAGCACAACAAUUGGUCAAAAACUUUUCUGCUCCACCUCCAACAGGUGAUGUGACGGGGAACCACCCACCCACAAGCCACUUGAACCCCCCCCAUUUCGAAGGCGCAUCGAACCACAGCUCACUACCCAAGAAACUCGGUAGACUCUAGAACUGCCAGACCGGCGAGACAGACAGACGAGACGCAAGAUGCUUUCCUCCCUCAGAGUGGUUUCGCGCCGGGCCGCCCUUGCUGGCCGCGCCCAGUUCACCCUCCGCGCUGCUUCUACGUGGGCCAAUGUCCCUCAAGGUCCCCCAGAUGUAUGUUUCCUGUCACCCUACCACCAGUCUUCCCGACGGUUCCUCGCGCGCGCAUGAGGUAGUGUCCAGUGCCGUAUGACGUUUUGCUAACCACCGGGACCCGUCGAUGACUUUUCACAGGCCAUUCUUGGUAUCACGGAAGCUUUCAAGGCCGACACUUUCGACAAGAAGAUCAACCUCGGGUGUCGGCGCUUACCGCGAUGACGCUGGAAAGCCCUAUGUCCUGCCCUCUGUCCGUCAGGCUGAGGAGAAGGUGAUUGCCUCGCGCCUCAACAAGGAGUACGCUGGCAUCACCGGUGUCCCCGAGUUCACCAAGGCCGCUGCCGUUCUCGCCUAUGGCAAGGACUCCCCGGCCCUCGACCGUGUCGCCAUCACCCAGUCCAUCUCUGGUACUGGCGCCCUCCGCAUUGGCGGCGCUUUCCUCGCCAGGUUCUUCCCCGGCGCAAAGACCAUCUACAUUCCCCAGCCCUCGUGGGCCAACCACGCCGCCGUCUUCAAGGAUUCCGGCCUCGCCGUGGAGAAGUACGCCUACUACAACAAGGAGACCAUCGGCCUCGACUUCGAGGGCAUGAUCGCCGACAUCAACAAGGCCCCCAACGGCUCCAUCUUCCUCUUCCACGCCUGCGCCCACAACCCCACCGGUGUCGACCCUACCCCCGAGCAGUGGAAGGAGAUCGAGGCGGCCGUCAAGGCCAAGGGUCACUACUCCUUCUUCGACAUGGCCUACCAGGGCUUUGCCUCGGGUGACAUCCACAAGGAUGCCUUUGCCGUCCGCCACUUUGUCGCCCAGGGUCACAACGUUGCUCUCUCCCAGUCGUUCGCCAAGAACAUGGGUCUCUACGGCGAGCGCAUCGGUGCCUUCUCCAUCGUCUGCGAGAGCGCCGAGGAGAAGAAGCGCGUCGACUCCCAGAUCAAGAUCCUUGUCCGCCCCAUGUACUCCAACCCCCCCAUCCACGGUGCCCGCAUCGCCGCCGAGAUCCUCAACACCCCCGCCCUCUACGACCAGUGGCUCGUCGAGGUCAAGGAGAUGGCCGAUCGCAUCAUCACCAUGCGUGCCCUCCUCAAGGAGAACCUCGAGAAGCUCGGCAGCAAGCACGACUGGAGCCACAUCACCAGCCAGAUUGGCAUGUUUGCCUACACUGGCCUGUCGCCCGAGCAGAUGGAUGCGCUGGCCAAGGAGCACAGCGUCUACGCCACCCGCGACGGCAGAAUCUCGGUUGCUGGCAUCACCACCGGCAACGUCGGGAGACUGGCCGAGGCCAUCUUCAAGGUUACCGGUUGAACACCUGUAAAAAUAAUGUAAUGAAGUAAAACAUGAAAAAAUUUCCGGAGUACAUUUUGGGUGAUUGGGGGUUUGUUUUUUUGCGCGCGCGUGUGUGUGAAGGGAAGAAAAAAGAUGCCUUGUCGUAUAGACAAAGAUUUAUCGUAUCUAUAGACGAUGGAUGGGAUUGGGCUUGUACACAAAAAGAAGCAUGGUUUGAUUUGAUUUGAUUUUUUCCUCUCA
Messenger RNA from Podospora pseudocomata, 1895 nucleotides. It is a transcript of the gene AAT1, whose product is annotated as aspartate transaminase aat1. The record is from RefSeq and is a predicted model, not a curated record. Gene Ontology annotation, biological process: biosynthetic process; L-aspartate catabolic process. Lineage: Eukaryota; Fungi; Ascomycota; Sordariomycetes; Sordariales; Podosporaceae. The transcript has 5 exons. Gene Ontology annotation, cellular component: mitochondrion. Gene Ontology annotation, molecular function: pyridoxal phosphate binding; L-aspartate:2-oxoglutarate transaminase activity. Bases 498 to 1673 code for a protein of 391 amino acids.